AUGUUUGCGGCGUGGAUCAAGUACCACACUGACCACGGCGGCAAGCUCGACGCUGCCCACGAUAUUGGCGCCGGCUCCGGAACCGGCGCCGCCUUCCUCUCCCAGGUCUUCGCGCACACGUACGUGUCCGACCCCGGCGCCGCCAACAUCGCCGCCGCGCGCGCCCGCCUCCAACCCCCCGAAAAGUUCACCCCUGCACCAGGCGCCCGCUGA
This is a messenger RNA of Cordyceps fumosorosea ARSEF 2679, 213 nucleotides long. Its product is annotated as Methyltransferase type 11. The transcript is spliced from 2 exons. The record is from RefSeq and is a predicted model, not a curated record. Bases 1 to 213 code for a protein of 70 amino acids. NCBI's taxonomy places the organism in Eukaryota, Fungi, Ascomycota, Sordariomycetes, Hypocreales, Cordycipitaceae.